Molecule: messenger RNA, 4949 nt
Organism: Nyctereutes procyonoides (raccoon dog)
Lineage: Eukaryota; Metazoa; Chordata; Mammalia; Carnivora; Canidae
Product: angiotensin-converting enzyme
Exons: 25
Coding region: 140-4657 (1505 amino acids)
Biological process (GO): proteolysis
Cellular component (GO): plasma membrane
Molecular function (GO): peptidyl-dipeptidase activity; metallopeptidase activity
Source: RefSeq, a predicted model, not a curated record
UCACCCCCACCUCGGGCCACAGGUGAGCCCGGGGCUCCGAGCCUCUCUCGAAAGCCAAAGCCGAAAGCCGAAACUUCCCCUCGCGGGUGCAGGCCACCCCCCCCCCCAGGCCUGGUGGAGAAGCUGGACCGGGCGGCAGAUGAGCACCCCCGUCUCUGCUGCACCAGCGGCGCCGCGGACAGCUCCCCCACGCUGCCGCUCCGGAGCCCAGAGAGGCCGGGGGCCGUUCGGCCGGAGACUGAGCCCCGGGCACCGCCGGGCUCCCGGGUCCCCGCGCCGAGGCUGGGUGAUGGCAAGGAGAGGGCACCGUGUGCUGACUUGGGGUGUUCCAGCAAACUGCUGGCUCCCUCUGCCUCGGAGGGGUGCGCGUGUGCGUGCGUGUGUGUGCGUGUGUCGCGGGGGAGCUCCCCCUCUCCUGCCUCCUCUGCGAGAGCCUGACCUGAGCCCCCCCCCCCGCCUCUCCCGGGCUGCAGCUCGCGGGGUCCGCCUUGGCCCCUCCCCGGGCGGGCGCCCCUGCCCAGGCGGGCCAGGAAGCGUCGGUCCCCGCCCCGCGCGGCUAGGCCCGCAGCCGGGGGACUUUGGAGUCGAGGAGGAAGCGCGGCGGGGCGGGGAGGUGGGGGUGUGUCGGAAGGCGGCGGCGGGGUUUUAUAACCCGCAGGGCGGCCGCGGCGCGGGAGAAGGGGCAGCGCCGCGCACCGCGCACCGCGCCAUGGGGGCCGCGCCGGGCCGUCCCGGGCGGGGGCCGCUGCCGCUGCCGCUGCCGCUGCUGCUGCUGCUGCUGCCGCUGCUCCUGCCGCCGCCGCCGCCCGCCGCCCUGGCGCUCGACCCCGAGCUGCAGCCCGGAAACUUUGCCGCCGACGAGGCCGGGGCGCAGCUCUUCGUGCAGAGCUUCAACUCGAGCGCCGAGCUGGUGAUGUACCAGAGCACCGUGGCCAGCUGGGCGUACGACACCAACAUCACCGAGGAGAACGCGCGGCGCCAGGAGGAAGCGGCCCUGCUCAACCAGGAGUUUGCUGAGGUCUGGGGCCAGAAGGCCAAGGAGCUGUAUGACCCAAUCUGGCAGAACUUCAGCGACCCAGUCCUGCGAAGAGUCAUCAGUGGUGUGCGCACCCUGGGCCCUGCCAACCUGCCUGUGGAAAAGCGUCAGCAGUACAACGCUCUGCUGAGCAACAUGAACAGGAUCUAUUCCACAGCCAGGGUCUGCUUCUACCCCAACAAGACUGCCAUCUGCUGGUCCCUGGACCCAGAGCUCACCCACAUCAUGGCCAUCUCAAGAAACUAUGCCCUGCUGCUCUAUGCCUGGGAGGGCUGGCACAAUGCUGUGGGCACCCCGCUGAAGCCCCUGUACCAGAACUUCACUGUCCUCAGCAAUGAGGCCUACCAGAAGGAUGGCUUCUCAGACACAGGGGCCUACUGGCGCUCCUGGUAUGAGUCGCCCACCUUCGUGGAGGAUCUGGAGCACCUCUACCAUCAAGUAGAGCCCCUCUACCUGAACCUCCAUGCCUACGUCCGCCGCGCACUGCACCGCCGAUAUGGAGACAGAUACAUCAACCUCAGGGGGCCCAUCCCGGCUCACCUGCUGGGGGACAUGUGGGCCCAGAGCUGGGACAACCUCUAUGACAUGAUGGUGCCUUUCCCCGACAAGCCCAGUCUCGAUGUUACCAGCACUAUGGUGCGCAAGGGUUGGAACACUACGCACAUGUUCCGGGUGGCAGAGGAGUUCUUCACCUCCCUAGGGCUCUCGCCCAUGCCUCCUGAGUUUUGGGCAGGGUCCAUGCUGGAGAAACCAACCGACGGGCGUGAGGUGGUGUGCCAUGCCUCUGCCUGGGACUUCUACAACAGGAGAGACUUCAGGAUCAAGCAGUGCACGCGGGUUACAAUGGACCAGCUGUCCACGGUGCACCACGAGAUGGGCCAUGUGCAAUACUAUCUGCAGUACAAGGAGCAGCCUGUCUCCCUGCGCCAAGGGGCCAACCCCGGCUUCCAUGAGGCCAUUGGGGAUGUGUUGGCGCUCUCUGUCUCCACUCCUGCACAUCUUUACAAAAUUGGCCUGCUGGACAAUGUCAGCAAUGACAUAGAAAGUGACAUCAAUUUCUUGUUAAAGAUGGCACUGGAAAAAAUUGCCUUCCUGCCCUUCGGCUACUUGGUAGACCAGUGGCGUUGGGGGGUCUUUAGUGGGCGUACCCCCCCUUCCCGCUACAACUUUGACUGGUGGUAUCUUCGAACCAAGUAUCAGGGGAUCUGUCCUCCAGUUGCCCGAAAUGAAACCCACUUUGACGCCGGAGCUAAGUUUCACGUCCCAAAUGUGACACCAUACAUCAGGUACUUCGUCAGUUUUGUCCUGCAGUUCCAGUUCCAUCAAGCCCUGUGCAAGGAGGCAGGCCACCAGGGCCCGCUGCACACGUGUGACAUCUACCAGUCUACCCAGGCGGGGGCCAAGCUCCGGGAGGCACUGCGGGCAGGCUCCUCAAGGCCCUGGCAGGACGUGCUCAGGGAGGCGAUUGGCUCAGACACCCUGGACGCUCAACCACUGCUCGACUACUUCCAGCCCGUCAGCCGAUGGCUGCAGGAGCAGAACAAGCGCAACGGCGAGGUGCUGGGAUGGCCAGAAUACCAGUGGCGGCCACCGAUGCCCAACAAUUACCCACAGGACAUUGGCCUGGUGACCGAUGAAGUUGAGGCCAGAAGGUUUGUGGAGGAAUAUGACCGGAGAUCGCUCGUGAUAUGGAAUGAAUAUGCUGAGGCUAACUGGAACUAUAACACCAACAUCACCACAGAGACCAGCAAGAUCCUGCUGCAGAAGAACAUACAGAUGGCAAACCACACCUUCAAGUUUGGCACCUGGGCCAGGCAGUUUGACGUGACUAACUUCCAAAAUGCGAGCAUCAAGCGAAUGAUAAAGAAAAUUCAGGACCUAGAACGGGCAGCGCUCCCUGCCAAGGAGCUGGAAGAGUACAACAAGAUCCUGCUGGACAUGGAAACCACUUACAGCGUGGCCUCUGUGUGCCACACCAACGGCACUUGUCUGCAGCUGGAGCCUGAUCUGACGAAUCUGAUGGCCACAUCCCGGAAAUAUGAAGAUCUGCUGUGGGCCUGGAAGAGCUGGCGAGAAAAAGUGGGGAGAGCAAUCCUCCCUUUUUUCCCCAAGUACGUGGAACUUGCCAACAAGGCUGCCCGGCUCAACGGCUACGAAGAUGCAGGUGACUCCUGGAGAGCCAUGUAUGAGAUGCCAUCCCUGGAGCAAGACCUGGAGCAGCUUUACCAGGAGCUGCAGCCACUCUACCUGAACCUCCAUGCCUACGUGCGCCGGGCCCUGCACCGCCACUACGGGCCCCAGCACAUCAACCUGGAGGGCCCCAUUCCGGCUCACCUGCUGGGGAACAUGUGGGGUCAGACGUGGUCCAACAUCUAUGACUUGGUGGUACCCUUCCCUUCAGCCCCCAAGAUAGAUGCCACAGAGGCCAUGAUAAAGCAGGGCUGGACUCCCAAAAGGAUGUUUGAAGAAGCGAACAAUUUCUUCACCUCCCUGGGGCUGUUGCCUGUGCCCUUUGAGUUCUGGAAUAAGUCAAUGCUGGAGAAGCCGACUGAUGGGCGGGAAGUAGUGUGCCAUGCCUCCGCCUGGGACUUCUACAAUGGCAAGGACUUCAGGAUCAAGCAGUGCACCACUGUGAACAUGGAGGACCUGGUGGUGGCCCAUCACGAGAUGGGCCACAUACAGUAUUUCAUGCAGUACAAGGACUUGCCUGUGACCUUCCGGGAGGGCGCCAACCCUGGCUUUCAUGAGGCCAUUGGAGAUGUGUUGGCACUUUCCGUGUCUACCCCCAAGCACCUCCACAGCAUCAACCUGCUGAGUAGCGAGAGCGGUGGCUACGAGCAAGACAUCAAUUUUCUAAUGAAGAUGGCGCUUGACAAGAUAGCCUUUGUGCCCUUCAGCUACCUGGUUGACCAGUGGCGCUGGAGGGUAUUUGAUGGAAGCAUCGCCAAGGAGAACUACAACCAGGAGUGGUGGAACCUCAGGCUGAAGUACCAGGGCCUCUGCCCCCCAGUGGCCCGUUCUCAAGGGGACUUUGACCCAGGGGCCAAGUUCCAUGUUCCUUCAAGUGUGCCUUAUAUCAGGUACUUUGUUGGCUUUGUCAUUCAGUUCCAAUUCCAUGAGGCUCUGUGUCAGGCAGCUGGCCAUAAGGGCCCCUUGCACACAUGUGACAUCUACCAAUCUAAGGAGGCAGGGAAGCGCCUGGAGGAUGCCAUGAAACUGGGCUUCAGUAAGCCGUGGCCGGAAGCCAUGAAGCUGAUCACGGGCCAGUCCAACAUGUCUGCAUCAGCCAUGAUGAACUACUUCAAGCCGCUGCUGGACUGGCUGCUCACUGAGAACGGGCGGCACGGGGAGAAGCUGGGCUGGCCUCAGUACAACUGGACGCCAAACUCUGCUCGCUCGGAAGGCCCCUUACCGGGCACCGGCCGCGUCAACUUCCUGGGCCUCGAUCUGGAGGAGCAGCAGGCCCGCGUGGGCCAGUGGGUGCUGCUCUUCCUGGGCGUCGCCCUGCUGGUGGCCACCUUGGGCCUCACCCAGCGGCUCUUCAGCAUCCGCCACCACAGCCUCCGCCGGCCCCACCGAGGGCCCCAGUUUGGCUCCGAGGUGGAGCUGAGACACUCCUGAGAUGACCGAUGACCGGGCCGGGCCUGCCGGGGAGCGUCCGCCACCGAGAGACCCGACCGGGGGCUCGGGGCCGUGGGCUGAGGACCCACCACUCCUCUCACGGCUCACCCCAGCGCGCCCGCCUCCUGUCACCCCGUCCCUCCUCACCACGCCUCGAAUCCUGUGCUGACGAUCCGCCCUCCGGACCACAAACCCCCGUGGCCCCUGCCCCCGAGUCCCCGGGCAGCAGGCCACCUAACAUGGAGCCCCCUCCCAGUCUCUCUGCGAAUACAAUUAAAGGACCUGCCUCCCC